CACAUUUCCUGGUUUCCUCUCAUUUCUGAUCAUCUAAGACCCUGCGUUGAAACUUUUAGUUACAUCCUUCAUUGAGAGUUUUCUUUGAACCGUAGCUUUUGAAGAGAAGCAAAAACAUGGGAUUUGCAGGCACUUUGGAGUAUUUGUCUGAUUUAAUGAGCAGUAGCUGCAGCUAUAAGUACAAGAAGAAAAAGCAGUUUCAGACUGUGGAGCUCAAGGUCAGGAUGGACUGUGAUGGCUGUGAACUCAGGGUCAAGAAAGCCCUUUCUUCAUUGAGUGGAGCGAAAUCCGUGAAUAUAAACAGGAAACAGCAGAAGGUGACUGUAACGGGAUAUGUUGAGGCAAACAAAGUGUUGAAGAAAGCCAAGUCAACAGGGAAAAGGGCUGAGAUUUGGCCUUAUGUUCCUUACAAUCUGGUGGCCCAGCCAUAUGCUGCUCCUGCUUAUGACAAGAGGGCACCUCCUGGUUACGUCAGGAAUGUAGAGAACAAUGUUAUCACUGCCGCUGUCACCACAUAUGAAGAUCCUUACAUCUCUUUGUUCAGUGAUGAAAACCCAAAUGCAUGUUCUGUCAUGUAG
Molecule: messenger RNA, 578 nt
Organism: Durio zibethinus
Lineage: Eukaryota; Viridiplantae; Streptophyta; Magnoliopsida; Malvales; Malvaceae
Product: heavy metal-associated isoprenylated plant protein 23-like
Molecular function (GO): metal ion binding
Source: RefSeq, a predicted model, not a curated record